Molecule: messenger RNA, 759 nt
Organism: Zalophus californianus (California sea lion)
Lineage: Eukaryota; Metazoa; Chordata; Mammalia; Carnivora; Otariidae
Product: acrosin-like
Exons: 4
Coding region: 1-759 (252 amino acids)
Biological process (GO): proteolysis; acrosome reaction
Molecular function (GO): serine-type endopeptidase activity
Source: RefSeq, a predicted model, not a curated record
AUGGUAGAGAUGCUGCCAACAGCCAUUCUGCUGGCCUUGGCAGUGUCUGUGGUUGCCAAAGAUAACGCCACGUGUGAUGCCCCCUGUGGUUUACGGUUCAGGCAGUACCCACCGGGAAGUGGCCGUAUCGUCGGAGGGCAGGAUGCAACAAUCGGGGCCUGGCCCUGGAUGGUCAGCCUCCAGGUAAUCAUGUCCCAUAAUAACCGAAGGUACCAUGCGUGCGGAGAUACCUUGCUGAACUCCCAUUGGCUGCUUACUGCUGCCCACUGCUUCCUCUCCAAAAAAAAAGUAUAUGACUGGAGACUGAUUUUUGGAGUAAGGGAGAUUGUGUAUGGGAACAAUAAGCCAGCGAAGCCACCUCAACAGGAGAGAGAUGUCGAGAAAAUCAUCAUUCAUGAGAAAUACAUCCCCAGUUUAGAGCACAAUGACAUCGCUCUCAUUAAGAUCAACCCUCCUGUUCCCUGUGGGCAAUUCAUCGGAACGGGCUGCCUGCCCCAAUUUAGGGCGGGCCCACCUGGAGUUCCCCAGGCCUGCUGGGUGGCUGGCUGGGGAUUCUUGAAAGAGAAAGAGUGGGAGAAACUGGCAGCCAAGUCCCCUGUCCACAACCUCACCACUGAUGGCUCGUGCGGUUGCUGGGUGGCAGGGUGCAUGCAGCACCAGGAGAACCUGGGCAUUUUUCGAAUGGGGUAUGGGCUGUGGCUCUAUGUGGGGCCUGGAACCCCAGUUGCUACCUUCUGGAAAUGGGGGAUUGUCCCCUGA